Molecule: messenger RNA, 699 nt
Organism: Colletotrichum truncatum
Lineage: Eukaryota; Fungi; Ascomycota; Sordariomycetes; Glomerellales; Glomerellaceae
Product: methyltransferase domain-containing protein
Molecular function (GO): methyltransferase activity
Source: RefSeq, a predicted model, not a curated record
AUGAACUCGCCUCCGAACUCAUUCCGCCAAACACCAUCUGAAAGCUUCAAGACACAUCCUGUCUCGGUCUUUGGCGCCAUUGCAAACGAGGAAGCCCCCGAAAAACGACGAAGAAUCGACGACGGGCCUCCUUCACCGGAAGACUAUGCCCCCGCCGCCAUGUCACCUCCUAGCUCUACCGAUACCGCCAUCACCGUCGGCUCUCACAAUGACGAAGGGCGCGAGACCGAAAGUCUGUCCGAGAGUGUGCUGGAGCACAUGUACGAACAUCGACUGCGUUACCAUGCGUACCGCGCAGGGAAAUACGCCUUCCCCAAUGAUCUGGUCGAGCAAGACCGCGAUUUCAUGAAGCAUCUCAUCAGCAACCUACUGUGCGACAGAUGGUACCUGUCGCCUGUGGACGACGUUCUUGCGAGAGGUGGCGAAGUGCUUGACUUGGGUACUGGUCCAGGCCAUUGGGUCCUCGAGGUCGCUGAGUGGUUUCCCGACUCAACAUUCCUCGGUGUCGACCUGUCGCCUAUCCAGCCAACCGAGGUUCCUCCAAAUGUGCAUUUUAUGGUUGAUGACUUUGAGCAUGAGAACGGAUGGGCUCUCGACGAGGAAUUCUACGACUUUAUCCACCUUCGACAUACGCUUCAUUCCGUUCGCGAUCGCGCAGAACUCAUGGACCGAGCAUACAGGUUCGUCACCUGCGUAUAA